Messenger RNA from Loxodonta africana (African savanna elephant), 948 nucleotides. RefSeq names its product olfactory receptor 8J3-like. Gene Ontology annotation, cellular component: membrane. The transcript has a single exon. The record is from RefSeq and is a predicted model, not a curated record. Gene Ontology annotation, biological process: sensory perception of smell; G protein-coupled receptor signaling pathway. Gene Ontology annotation, molecular function: olfactory receptor activity; odorant binding; G protein-coupled receptor activity. The coding region runs from base 1 to 948 and encodes 315 amino acids. NCBI's taxonomy places the organism in Eukaryota, Metazoa, Chordata, Mammalia, Proboscidea, Elephantidae.
AUGGCUCCUGAAAAUUUCACUGGGGUGAUGGAGUUCAUUCUCAUGGGAGUCUCAGACCGUCCAGAGCUCCAGGUCCCCCUUUUCUUUGUCUUCCUGGUGAUCUAUGGGAUGACCGUGGUAGGGAACCUGGGCAUCAUCACCCUCACCAGUGUGGACUCUCGACUUCAAACCCCCAUGUAUUUUUUCCUCCGACAUUUGGCUAUCAUUAAUUUCGGCAAUUCUACCAUCAUUGCCCCUAAAAUGCUGAUUAAUUUCUUAGUAAAGAAGAAAAAUACCUUUUAUUAUGAAUGUGCCACCCAAAUGGGUGGGUUCUUGUUUUUCAUUGUAGCUGAGGUUUUCAUGCUAGCUGUGAUGGCCUAUGACCGCUAUGUGGCCAUUUGUAACCCACUGCUCUAUAUGGUGGUAGUAUCUCGACAGGUCUGCCUUUUGCUGGUAUCCUUUGCAUACAGCUAUGGCUUUUCCACAGCUAUUGUGAUUGCUUCUUCUGUAUUCUCUAUGUCUUAUUGUUCUUCCAAUAUCAUCAACCAUUUCUACUGCGACACUGUUCCACUGUUAGCAUUGUCCUGCUCUGAUACUUACUUUCCAGAUACAGUAGCUUUUAUUUCUGCAGCUAUGAAUUUGAUUUUCUCUGUAAUUAUAGUUACAGUAUCCUAUUUCAACAUUAUCUUGUCAAUUCUCAGGAUACAUUCAUCAGAAGGAAGGAAAAAAGCCUUCUCCACCUGUGCCUCACAUGUGAUGGCGGUCACAAUGUUCUAUGGAACACUGCUAUUCAUGUAUUUGCAACCUAAAACUCACCAUUCAUUAGAUUCUGAUAAAAUGGCUUCGGUGUUCUAUACGCUGGUGAUCCCUAUGCUGAAUCCUAUGAUCCACAGCUUGAGGAAUAAGGAUGUGAUAGCUGCCUUCAAGAGAUUCCUGUCAAAGCCAUGCUAUUCCUUUAAACCAAUGUAA